AUGGUGCAGCAAUUUUUUUGUCACAAUCAGCAAGCCGCCUGGCUAGCUCAAUCGGUAGAGCGUUUGACUCUUAAUAGAGAAGCGAUCAAAAGGUUGCGGGUUCGACCCCCGCGUCGGGCUUGUCCUAUUUUUUUUUUCUUUUUUCAAAUUUGA
This is a messenger RNA of Priceomyces carsonii, 153 nucleotides long. RefSeq lists its product as uncharacterized. The transcript has a single exon. Bases 1 to 153 code for a protein of 50 amino acids. NCBI's taxonomy places the organism in Eukaryota, Fungi, Ascomycota, Pichiomycetes, Serinales, Debaryomycetaceae. The record is from RefSeq and is a predicted model, not a curated record.